UAAUAAGGUCUAUUUAUUUAACGGUGUUUCAAUUAUAAUUAUGUGCAAUAUUCACACAACUUGUUUGAUUAAUGUGCUGUUAAUGAUUAUUUUAAUUCAUUCAUCUGAUCAAGCCCUAAAGAAAGACGCCUUAAUUGACUACAAAUCAGGCAAAGCUCUACCGCUGCAGACGUUAACCGAUUACGCGCUUCAAAAUCAAAAGACUAAAAAAUGGCUCAUUUGGGGCCAAAAAGGGGCCAUCGCUGCCGACAAACCCGACCCUAAAGAUAAUCAAUACUGGCAUAAUUUCACCUUUCUCACACAACCCACCGGCAACUAUUAUCGUAUGUUUCACGGAUCGGGCGGUAUACACGUCACCCAUGUAUCCGUGGCGCCAAAUGCCCCUGGUUAUUAUUGGUUUUACAACAAGGACUGUCCUAUGGAUCAUGGUAGCGACAAUCCGAACUGCGACUGGAACGCCGAUGGUUAUAUUUGGUGUCAGCCCCCCGCCCAGGGGGCCGAUGCCAGACCGGUGCCUAUCAUAGACCGCAACACUGGGGAUGAGUUACAGCUGAAGACCAACACAUACUAUGCUAUACAGAACCAGAGGACCAGCAAAUUCCUCAUAUGGUUCGGCAAAACGGGAACCAUUUCUGAAGACCUCGAUGUAAAAAAGGCCAAAUUCUGGCACAUAUUUCACAAACUGGACAACGGAUGGUAUAAAAUGAUGCAUCACUUCAAUAGCCAUACCGUACGGAUCGGCAAAUCCCAUGACGAAGGCUUUUAUCAUAUCUACAACAAGGACUGCUUCAACGCCGAGCACCCGAACGCUGACGCGGACAUUAACGGGACAAUCAUGUGUUUCAUACCGUCUGUCAAAACCGAUUACCUCGAGUUUAAUUGGCGUUUUCUCGAGAAACAGACAAAUAAAAAGUCGAUUCCGGUUAACGACAAGUCAGUGGACUCGACAUCCAGUCGACACCCAAACCCUCUAUUCAAAGCGCUGAUACCCCUGUUUGCAUUGGUCAUCAUUGGUAUUGCUAUAUAUGUGAUAAAGCUCCGUGGUAAUUCAUUCCAGGGCUCGCCCACUACUGUUCUCUACAAUCAUAGCAACCCGGCCUAUGCACCCGAUAUGCCGGUAACCCAUGACCCGCCACCGUAUAUACCGCAGCAGAGUUAUAACAAUACAAGAUUGUACUGAUUAAUUAAAU
Messenger RNA from Medioppia subpectinata, 1190 nucleotides. The record is from the annotation of a GenBank genome assembly. NCBI's taxonomy places the organism in Eukaryota, Metazoa, Arthropoda, Arachnida, Sarcoptiformes, Oppiidae.